Messenger RNA from Diabrotica balteata, 7257 nucleotides. The record is from the annotation of a GenBank genome assembly. Lineage: Eukaryota; Metazoa; Arthropoda; Insecta; Coleoptera; Chrysomelidae.
AUCCCACUCCAAGAUGGAGCGCUAUACGAGGCUCCCCCGAGCUCCGACCCUACAACAGCCUGCCCCGCAAACAAGACAUCAACAACUACCCAUCCUUAGCCUUACACCAAGCUAAUCUCAAGAACCAAGAAAUCUCAAACGAGUCCACAUCCCCAACUUACAGACGACGAUCUCCUAGAAGAACGCAAUCCGAAGAUAUUUACGAUGACCAAGGAUCUUCCGGGCAGUUCAGAGGCAGUUCGCCCAUCGGUCUCAGGGGAAACUCUCCAGAUAUGGACGUUUUUGUUUCGAGGCCUACUCGAAUGAACCCGCUGAUGAAGCUGGGCGACAGCAGACCUGAGAUCGAUAGGAGGAGGUCGCCGAUGAGGAAAAGUAACGAGGGGAGCAGUGAGGAUGGGAGUUCCAAAGAGGAUGGAAGUCCUAAAUCUAGAGGUAUUUUAACACCCGAAUCAAUAAGAAAAUUCGACCGAAACCCAAUCGAAAAACGAGUCAGUUUCGAGAGUCAUAUUCCCAACACGAGGAUGCUCGCCAAACCUGCUCCAGUUUUUAGAACGCAAUCUUUGGUAGAGGGAAGAGUUCAGAACCAUCUGAUGAGUCGGUAUCCCAUUCACCACGAAGAUAAUUCUGAUAAUUCGGAAGAGGCGACAACACAUAGCGAAGCGAACGACGGCCGAGAUGAAAACAAUCCCAUCGAGCUCUGCGAGAUUGAGCCUUUCAGCGGAACGGUGUUCCGGAAAAUGAUGGUCCGAAGACGGAGAAAUAACCUUUCCGCUUCCGCCUCCAACUGCGCCACUUCGUCCUCGGAAAACGGUUGGCGCCGAGGUCCCGACUCUGACCUAUGGGACAUCCUUUUGCCAGAGGGGGACGACUACAAGUUGGUGUUCAUCAAUUCGGACAGCUCCUCCAAGGAAGAGACUUCUUCGAGGGAGGAGGAUGACAAUGACAGCUCUUCGACGGCAUCCAGUUUUCCCAUAGAUGAGUGCGACUGGGACUAUUUUGAACCUGGGAGCCGGCCUGCUCCUGUUAUCAACUGGAGCUCGCCGUUUGGGUCUCCCAGGGUGUACAGGAGGGACGUGGCGGAGAGUCCUCUAGGAUCACCGUUGGUUUAUAGAAGACGAAUGCGCGAAUCUGACACCGGCACUGACGAGGACAACGUUAGACAAGAUAGCGGUUCACCAGCAUCCUCUGACGGUAUCUUCCAGCCCCGAAUCCACCCCGACGAGUCGCCCUUCGACGCCGCCCAAGCCACAAACGAGAAAGUGGUGGAGGAUUCAGCUGCGUUGCAGUGUGUCCAUACCGAGGAUAUCGCUACGAAACCCUGUUGUCACGCAUGCGGCGCCCCAACACAAUAUAUUCCCAUUCCAGUCCCUGUCCCCAUCCCGUUCCCAGUGCCGGCCAUGUGGCCCCCCCACGAACCACCACUGAUGGUCUUCGGCGAACAGCGCUUUCGGGUACUACCGCGCAACCUAUGGCCGUACUUGAGUCAGGCCGCCCUUAUCUGGCCAACACUCGGUGCAAACGGUGGUACCGGCGGUACCACUAUGCCCGCGACCACUGACCGUGAUGCCUGUGCUCUGCCAACACACGAAGAGUCCGAUAACGUGUCGCCCGCGCCGGUUUUACAAGCGGAAGAACAAAUCUCCGGCUAUUUGGAGUGCGAAAAUCGAUAUGAAUCCUCCAGCGACUCUUCGAGUGAUUCCAGUGACAGUUCAAAACCGCGAGUGCGUCGCGUUUACAACGUUAGCGGUACUGACAGACACAGCGAUGACGCUUUGCCAAGCAGCAACGUUUCCAGUGACGGUGAAGAAGAAGAUGGGCGAAUGUCGCAAAGUUCGGUCCGGGAAGACGACAUGACGUCAUCGGGAUCGGCAGACACCGACAGUGAUGAUACCGGUACCGUGGCUGAUCAAAAAUCCAAGCGAUUUUCGAGAAUAUUUGUAGUAAAUAAAGUUAUAUCGUCCUCUUCGAAUUCUUGUAGUUCAAGCAGUGAUACUGAUACUUCAGACAACGAUACUGAUACUGAACUGGAUUGCACUGUCAUUUUGACCAACGUGAAACAACUGGACGAAGAAAAUGACAAUCAAAUCUGUGAUAACAAAUCAAGUGAUAAAAUUAGUGAGAAAAUUAAAGAAAGAGAGUAUGUGUCGUCGAGUCCGGGACUUUCAGAUGUCAGUGCCGAGUCUGUACACUCCAGUGAUGUCGAUCAAACUAAAGAUGACAACGACACAAAAGAUUAUAUUUCCGAAAAAGCAGAGAAAGUGGAAGAAAAAAUUGAACCAGUAGUAACAUUGAAAAAUUUAAACGAACAGAAGGAUACAGAGAGUGAAGCAAAUAAUAUAAACACACAAGAAAAUGCAUUAGUUGUUGAUAGUAAAAAGAAAGACGGUGAUGAAGGAAAACAAGGAAAGAAAAAAUGGAAUCUCAUACGCGUAACAAUGCAAUUCAUUAAAUCUGAGAAAAAAUUCAGUUUGGUCGAAAAAAGAGUUGAUGAUCUUUCAAAAGCAAAUAAAACUUUGGAACAACAAACGAUGAGUGACAAUGGUGUUGAAGAAAAUGGGGAAAGUUUCGACAAAGAAUUUAAUAGUGUUUGUGAAAAUAAUGAGGAGGUUUCAAACAGUAAUAAAUCAGUGGAAACUGAGGUUAGCUUGAAUAAGGAAAGUUUAAAUGACGAGAAUCCCUUAAUUAUAUCUCCAAUAUCUAAUAGUAACGAUGAAAAGUUAACAAAGGUAUCGGUGUCGAACACAUUAACAAGCAAACCCCUGGAAAAAAUGUCGAUAAAUAAAUUUGAUAAUAACCAUAGUAGUGAGGGCGAUCCAGCUGCGAAAACGUCAUCAAUUAGCGAUUCAGGAAAAGUUAUCCCAUACAAAAAAUCGACGGGUAGUGUAAAAUUGUCGGACGUUCUGCUCAGUGGUAAAGCACCGUCAUCCUCGAAAGGUGUAAUUAGUGAGUCCGUAGAAGCCAUCCCCGUAAUUGGCGCUAUCAGCUGUGCAGAUAAUGAGCGGCCGGUGGACGCCGUCUCCAGCGGGGAAACUCCGGCAGAAGCGGCAGGCGCCGAUGACCAGCGUGCGCUCGGUGAACGGAACGAGAUCCGGUCUAGCGAUGCCGUUAACGUAGAGGGGAACUCGUUGCACGAUCGUAACGACGGUGUUCAACCAGGUGCGAUAGUCUGCGGCGAAGGUUUAGCGCGGCAUGCUGCCCGAUACACGAGUCUAGUGAUGAUAACGCAAGAUCCCGCCCCCGAUUAUCAACAAGUGAGUGUCGUCACCUCGGAUACCACCACCCUGGUGCCUGGAAACGACGUUGUUGUGAGGCACACCAACUGGCAAGAGGCCGAUAAUAAGCGACACCAAAAAAUAUGCGAUAACCAGAACCACGAAGGAGAAAGCGUGACAGUGAUAACGGGCGGCGAAACAUUGUCAGCAUUCGAAGAAGGCCUCGCAGACGACGACUCCUGGGUGGAGAAUCUCAGUCACGAUGAAGAAGACGAAGAUGAAGACGAAUUCGCCACGAACUCCGGAACAGACUCGUCCUCCGGAGAAGAAGUUACGCUAACCUGCUCAGCAGCUAUUGACCAAGAAGAGGAUCUGAGAGGUUAUCAUCGUGCUGCUAUUGACUUUACUCUUCAUACUAUCGUAGAAGAGAGCUGUGAGGAGAGUGAAGUCGAACAAUGUAUACCGAAACGAAAAGAACGACCAACUUCUGCCACGGAUCUCGAAAAAUACUUCUUUUUUGGCCUUGGGGAUGGGUUAGCACAAUCUCUACCUUCAAAUCGAGAAGAUGCUUUCUCUGAAACAAGUAGCAUAUACAGUGAAGGAAUGGAAUCGCUUGGAGGAAGCGAAGAAGUCCAUACACCUAAUGAUACCUCUGAUCCAGCAGAACUAGCAUCAUCAAGACUGGAAAAAUAUUUCUUGAGUGGCUUCAUGGGUUUCACAGCAGAACGAAGAGAUUCUGAUGGAAGUGUGGGUAGCGACAGUGAGGGCCGCCCUAGUCCCGAACAAAGAAGAAAGAGACUGGUACGGGCUCGUGGUACGGGAAGGUCUCAUUCUUCUUCUUUAGAUAAUCUAGAUAAUGCAGUUAGCGAACAAACCGUCGAAGCUCAACUAAACUCCGAAGAUUCAUCUAGUUCAGAUUCAGAAAAUUACGAUGAAAAUAGCUUUGAAAAACCAGACGGACAAUUUGAUACAGUUAAACGGAAAAAGAGUAAAAAACCAAAGAGCUCGAAUGCAGAAGAGUCCAAAAACUUAGAGAUUACUCAAGAAAUUGAUGAAAGAGAUAGUGAAACGGACGAGGAUGGCCACAAAACGCCACAACCAGAAAUACCUGCUGCCGUUACGAAUCUUACCACAACGAAAAACCAGCAAAGUCGAGAUAGUGGUUUUGUUGGAAGUUGUGACGAUCUGUUGCGGGAACAAAGAGAUAAUAACACUCCAGAUUUCACAUCUGGUAAAAACGAACUGAAAGUCGAACUCGAAGAUAUUACCGAAGAAAAAAAAUUAGAAGAUAAAGCAAUACUAUUAUCAACACCUCCAGCAACAUCUCUUACCAGAAAGGAUAGUUUUAACAACUGGAGUUCAGAUGAAGAGACUAAUCUAAUGAUGUGUAAAAUGAGACAAUUCUUCAAGACUAUGGUUGCUAAUUCUCAAUUAAGUUCUUCCUCUAAACCGUCGACGCCUACUUUAACUUGCACUGCCAAACCUCUUCCAAGUCCUCGUGCCAAAAGAUGCAAACCUCCUCAACUAGUUUACUUUGAAAAUGAACUAACUCGACUCAUGAAGACCGUUCCUGGUAUUAGAGAUGAUCAAGUGAGAGAAAUCGUAGAAUAUUUAAGCAGUGAAGAUACUUGGAGUGAUUCUUAUGAUUCGUCCGAUUACACCAGCUCUGAUCUAGAGAUAACAACAUCAAAAACCGUUCUACAACAACAAAUUUCAGACAGCUGCAAGCAAAUCAUUAAUAAAUUUGAUAAUAGAGUUGACGAUGAAGGAGACGAAGGGGACGGUGGUAUAAUAGACGAAUCUCAUGGACUCAAUAAAGAAACUGCUUUUGUGUAUCAAAAGUUGGUAGCGUCUUUCGAAAAAAUGGCUUCAGGAGAUCACAGUGAGGCGGCAGUUCCUAAAGUUACACCUCACAGUUCACCACCGUUGAUAGCCAAAGUUAUGCACCAUAUCGGAAGUCGUCUGGUGGCUUUAAUGCAUGAAGUUUCCAGUGGAGAGAGUCACGCUAGUAAUUCCCCAAAAACAAAACACUACCAUCGAAGACUGCAACAUAAAAUAUCUUCAGCUUCCAGUACGACGACCGAGGACGACUGUCCAGAAGGAAGUGGGGAUGUCAUGGGAUAUGAAGACCAUCACGUUCCAUAUAAUUUACUACCUAGAAGUAGAUCUCAUGAUUUGUUAAUGGGUGAAACAAGGGCGCAUCAGUCGACUGGAGGUGUCUCAGAUAUAGCGGAAGAAAAAGAAGCUAGUGAUUGUGAACGGUUCAGUUGGCGCGGUAGUUUCGAGUCUGCUUUGCUUGCUACAGACUCUCGUAAUAAGCUUUCGCUCUUGGGAGGCGAAGCGUCUGCUUCAGCUUUAGCCAUCGCUGCGAAGAGAAGAUCUGCCGGAGACUUGCUCUUUAGCCACAAAAGUCUUAGUCGGGAACAGUUGGAUAGAGUGCGGAGUUGUGGUAGUAUUGGUGGGGCAAACAGUGAGGACAAACUUUGGGUGGCUUCAGCGAUACGUCCAAAUCGAAGGCGGUCGAGUGUACCAGACGCUACUUGCGGUUCGGGUGGUUCCGCGGACGGCGAAGACGAGGAUGAAGAGAUGGAAAGCAGAUCAACGCUUCCUAGGAGUUUACAGGGCGGCACUCCUACCACUAACUCUUUACCUCGUCUUCCGACCACAGCUGCCGCUAGUAGCAUACAAAAGAGUCAGAGUCAUCAUUUCUUAUCUCAAAAUGUUAAAAGUGCUCGAUACAGACCUCCGGGGUUUAAUAGACUGACCGCGAUACCGAAAAGAGCUGUCUCCGCGCCUGGUCUUCAACCGAGCCAUCAGAGGAGAGGAAGAAGAUCUCAACAAAGUAAUGUUAUCAAUGAUGAAGUUGGAGUUUCUGAAGCUCAUUCGUCGCCGAUGCUCGCAUCUCCCAGAAACGGUACGAAGAGUGCCACCCCCAGUCCAGUGACGUCCGUGGCCAAACGAAACGGAGCCAGACUGAACCCGGACUGGCACAAUGACGAAGAUCUCGAUAGGAUAGGAAGUUUGCAGAAUAGAGGAAGUCUAUCUACUCUUGGGGCUCGCUCGGACUCGAUGGCGAGCGUGUACUCAGGAGCAGGAGAGGGCAGGUACGGAACAGUUGCGGUAAGGGGACAAGUAGAGUUUGGACUACAAUAUAACUACAAAGCGGGAGCGUUGGAGAUCCAAAUUAAACAGUGUAAAGAUCUAGCACCUGUCGAUGUGAAAAGAAAUAGGUCGGAUCCUUACGUUAAAGUCUAUCUCUUACCUGACAAAUCGAAAAGCGGUAAGCGAAAGACGAAAGUAAAAAAGCACACUCUAAAUCCAGUAUUCGACGAAUGUCUUAAGUUCCACAUUUCUUUAAAUGGUUUAGAAUCAAGAACUUUGUGGUUAACAGUAUGGCAUUCGGAUAUGUUCGGAAGGAACGAUUUCCUCGGGGAGGUCAUGAUGACUUUAGAGAAUAAAGUUUUCGAUGAUCCUACGCCCAAGUGGUAUAACCUUCAAGAAAGGACUGAACCUUUCGAAGACGUUUCUUCAUACAAAGGUGAUAUUAUAGUGUGUUUGAAGUUCAUCCCUCCAGAUAUGACUGUUCAAAAGAAAGGAAAACGAUCUAGAGGAGCUCUUCACGUGUUGGUCAAGGAAGCCAAAUCACUGACUGCCGUCAAAGCGAAUGGAACCUCCGAUCCAUUUUGUAAAAGUUACCUUCUCCCUGACAAAGGUCGGAGUUCCAAACAAAAAACUCCCGUUGCGAAGCGAACCACUAAUCCAGUAUGGAAUUAUACCUUUAUAUACGACGAUGUAACGUUGCAAGAAUUAGCUGAAAGAUGUCUAGAGUUGACCGUUUGGGAUCACGAUCGAUUGGCUAGCAAUGAGUUCCUGGGAGGCGUCAGAUUCUGUUUAGGAACAGGCAAACACUACGGUAAACCCGUCGACUGGAUGGACGCUUCAGGCAGAGAGCUUUCCCUGUGGAAAAACAUGUUGGAAAAGCCCAAUUUCUGGGUCGAAGGUUCACUCUCUUUAAGAUCGUCGCUGGAAAUCACGCGGUUCAUAA